Messenger RNA from Diorhabda carinulata, 2351 nucleotides. Its product is annotated as general transcription factor 3C polypeptide 3. The record is from RefSeq and is a predicted model, not a curated record. NCBI's taxonomy places the organism in Eukaryota, Metazoa, Arthropoda, Insecta, Coleoptera, Chrysomelidae. Gene Ontology annotation, molecular function: protein binding. The coding region runs from base 76 to 2340 and encodes 754 amino acids. The transcript has 3 exons. Gene Ontology annotation, biological process: transcription by RNA polymerase III. Gene Ontology annotation, cellular component: transcription factor TFIIIC complex.
AGAAUAAUGUCAAUUUAUUAUGACUUAUUUUGAUUUGUCUAUAAUGUUGAUAAGGAAGUUUUAAAUUUAGACAUAAUGGAAUCAAGUACAAGUAAAUUGGGUGAUAAUAUAUCUGAUGUUGAAUAUACCGACGAUGAUGAAGAAAGAAAUGAUAAUACGAAAUCGUCAAGGAAGGAAAAUAGCAAAUUACCUUCCCAUCUAAAAGGUUUGAUGGGUGAAGCUAAUUUGAGAUAUGCGAGAGGUGAUUUAGAUACCGCGAAAAAAAUGUGUUUCGAAGUAAUAAGACAAGCUCCAGAUGCGUACGAACCCUAUUUGACUUUAUCCCAAAUGUACGAAAACGUUAAUAUGAAAAAAUAUAAAGCGUAUUUAAUGCUAGCUAGUCACUUAGGUCCGCAGAAUAUAGCAAUUACGUGUCGAUUAGCCGAAUUGUGUUUACAUGAUGGUGACAUAGACGAAGCAAUCAAAUGCUAUUCUAGAGGUAUAAAACACAAUCCGCAAAGCUUGUUUUUGCAUAGAAAACGAUUGGAAUUAUUGGAGAAAAAAGGUGAUGAAAAAAAUAGUUUGAUGGCGAAACAAACGAUGGCUAAUAACAUUAAAGAGAAAUAUAGUGAUAUUAUCAUUGAUUCGGUAAUGGAGGUAGCAAAAGAGCACUAUAAAAAUAAAAAUUACAUAAGAUCUAUCGACGUAUUGAGGAUACCGAUAAGAAGAAUCCCCGAUAAAGUUAAUCAUGAUAUAAUAAAUGUUCUAUUAGAAGUUUUAUUAAUUAGUGGUCGUUAUUCUGAUUGUUUGGAUAUUUUUACACAAUUUUGUGGGUUUGUUUUCGACGUUACUGUAACUGACGAAAACUCGAUAAUUAUUAAUUCUUACGAAAUUCCUGAUAAUUUACCGUUAGAUUUACAUAUUAAAUUUAUAUCAUGUUUAGUGAAACUUCGAUCGCAACAUUUAUUUCCGGAACUUGUUAAUAAAAUGUUGAUUGAUUUAGACGUCGAAGUUUUCGGGGAUUUAUAUUUAGAUGUAGUGGAAUCGCUCAUUUCCGUCGGUUACUACGAAGAAGCGUUAAAAUUACUAGUUCCUUUGGUGAAAAGUAAAGCGUAUUUCGCCGCAGCGAUUUGGCUUAAAUACGCCGAAUGUUUGGCUCAUUGUAAUAUGAUCGAACAAGCGAUAGACGCGUAUUUUACUGUGAGGUAUUUAGCACCGUCGCACAUCGAGGUUUUGUACCCGUUAGCGAUGUUAUUGUUGAAAGAAAAUAAAAAAGACGAAGCUUUAAAAGUUAUGUCUCAAGAUGUCGAGCAGAAUAAAUUAGACGUACGGGUGUUGUUGGAAAAAAUGAAAUUGUUAAUACAAUUGAAAGAUUGGGAAAGUUACUGGAAAAGCGUGGAAUUAUUAUUUUCCAGACAUAGUAUCGUUCUUAAACACGACGAAGAACUCAAAUUGAUUCUAACUAAAGAUAGGUAUCAAGAAAAAGUUGUUCGAUUAAAAAAAAUGAGGAAAUUUAGAAACGAUAAUACGAACGUCGAAAGUAAUUUCGAAGCAAUCGGGGAACUUAACCGCGACGAAGAAUAUCAAAUAUACAAAGAUAUUUUGCAAUUAGCUUUGGAUAAGAGGGAAUAUUGUUAUCUGCAAAAGUUUAUUUUCAUGGGAUUCGUUUCGAGAACCUUUCCAAGAGAUUGUCCUGAUACAAAUAUAAUUGCAGCUUUUGCUUGUUUAUUAACAAACGAUACUUAUCACGGAUUCACAAUAUUAAGAGAACUACUAAUAAAACAUCCCUGCAACAAUUUAGUUUGGAAUUGGUUCGGUCUUUUGACAUCGACUUUGGAAGAUGUGCGUUUUUUGAAAUUUUUAGAUAGAAGAUCGAAAGAAUUCGUUAGCGAGAAUCGAAAAAUUGUGAUGGCAAAUUACAAUUUAUCUGUAGGGAGUUAUAUAGCGACUAUAAAUUAUUAUUUGAAAAGUUUCAAGCGGUCGAAAUCGAUUUUUUCGUCGUUCAUGUUGGCGGUAUCGAUGCUUCAGUAUCAUUGUCAGAGAAACCUUAGUAAAAGUAUGAAAAAAUUAAUGGCGGAAAGCGUUAGUUAUUUAUUUUUAAAAUACGCCAAACAUCGUCAUCCUUUGGCGAAACAAGAGGUGUAUUAUAAUUUGGGUAGGAUGUACCAUCAAUUGGGCGUCAUGUAUUUGGCGGAAUAUUAUUAUAACAAAGUAUUUAAAGUCGAUAACGAAUUUUUGGAAAAGUAUCCAGAAAUUGUUUGUUUGAAACGAGAAGCUGCUUUCAAUUUACACGUUAUUUAUAAAAGUUACGGCAAUUUGAUAGCCGCUAGGGAUAUUUUGUAUAAAUACGUUAUUAUAUAAAAUUAAUCAUU